Molecule: messenger RNA, 2187 nt
Organism: Closterium sp. NIES-65
Lineage: Eukaryota; Viridiplantae; Streptophyta; Zygnematophyceae; Desmidiales; Closteriaceae
Source: the annotation of a GenBank genome assembly
AUGCCUGGAGUGUCUUCCAAGGUCAAGGGCGCCACGGCGAUGGCCGAGGACGAGCAGCAGGUGGCGGCUACCAUCAGCGCCAAGAAAUCCAAAGCGCUCGCGGCUGACGAGAAUGGAGCUGCGCCGUCCGAUCUAAUCUCCGCGAAGAAAUCCAAGAAGAAGGCCAAGGGCGGCGAUACGCCUGUGAAGCGGAAGCGUGAUUCCACGUCGCCAGCCGAAUCGGCGGGGGAGGAAGUUACGCCGAAAAAGAAGUCGAAGAAGGCCUCCGGAGAAUCCGCGGAGGAAGGUUCGGCGAAGAAGUCCAAGAAGAAGCAGAAGAAGUCGAAAGAAUCAGAGGCGCCAGCGGAGGAGCCGGAGAAGGAAGAUUCUGACGGAUCUGCCGACGCGUCAACGUCUUCUGACGAAGCUAACGGAGCUGGAACGGCGACUGCGGGCGAGAUUGACGGCUCAUCGGACGGUCCGGAGGAGCCGGCGGCGGCGGACGAGGAGGAUCGCGAGGACGAUCCGAACAGCAUCGACAACUUCCGCCUGUCGCCGGCCGUGAAGGCGGCGCUGCGUCGCAAGUCCAUCUCGUCGCUCUUCCCCAUCCAGGUGCAGACGUUCGACCUCGCUAUGGACGGCAUCGAUAUCAUCGCGCGCGCGCGCACCGGUCAGGGCAAGACGCUCGCGUUCGUGCUGCCCAUCGUGGAGCGCCUGAAGAUUCUCAAGGAGAGCGGCGGCAAGGGCGCCGGCGCUGGGUUCGCGAGCCGCAGCAAGCUGCCGAGCGUGAUCGUGCUGGCGCCGACUCGCGAGCUGGCGAAGCAGGUCGGCGACGACUUCGAGUACAUCGGCCGCGCCGCCGGCAUGUCCGUUGUGUGCGUGUACGGCGGGGCGCCCAUGGGCCCGCAGGAGCGUGCGCUCUUCCGCGGCGUUGAUAUCGUCGUCGGCACGCCCGGCCGCAUCAAGGAUCUGCUGCAGCGCGGGUCGUUGAAGCUGAACGAGGUGCGCUUCCGCGUGCUGGACGAGGCGGACGAGAUGCUCGACAUGGGUUUCGUCGACGACGUCGAGACCAUUCUCAAGUCGGUGGACGACCAGUCCAAGGUGCAGACGCUGCUCUUCAGCGCCACCGUGCCCGAAUGGGUCAACAAGAUAUCGAAGCGGUUCUUCCGUGAGGACAAGCGCGUGGUGGACCUGGUGGGCGGCGAGCGGCAGAAGGCGAGCACCAACGUGCGCCAUCUGCUCAUGCCCUGCCACACCAAACAACGCUUCCAACUCGUCGCUGACGUCAUCGCCACCUACAGCCUCGGCGGGAAGGUGAUUCUGUUCGUGGACACCAAGAGCGCAGCGUCGGAGUUCGCGCAGAACUUGGCGCACCUGGGGGCGCGAGCGCUGCACGGCGACGUCGUGCAGCAACAACGCGAGGUGGUGCUAAAAGCGUUCAAGUCAGGGGCCUUCCAAGUGCUGGUAGCAACAGACGUGGCGGCGAGAGGUUUGGACAUUAGUGAUGUGCAGCUCGUUCUGCAGGCGCAGGUCCCCCGCACCGUCGAGACCUAUAUCCAUCGGUCCGGCCGAACCGGCCGCGCAGGCAACACGGGAGUGUCAGUGUUGGUGGCGGACAGGUGGGCGGGGCGGAUAGUGUCGCAGAUCGAGCACACGGCGGGGGUAAAGUUUGAGCGCGUCAGCCCGCCACAGCCCGCUGACCUCGUUAAAGUCGCCUCCGCUGCAGUCACGACCAAAGUCAAGGCCGUUGGAGACAGUGUGGUGCCGCUGUUUGAGGGCUCAGCACAGGAGCUCAUCGACUCUACUGGCCUCUCGCCCCUCGCUGCACUCGCCAAAGCCCUCGCUUGCCUUGCUGGACACACGGAGCUCAAGGCACGCUCGCUGCUGUUGAGCCAGCAGGACCAGGUCACCCUGCUGCUGCGCUGCUCCUCACCCUUCUACUCGCCCUCCUAUGUGCUACGGUUCUUCGAGCAGCACCUCACACCGGACCAGACGCGGGCCAUCAACGGCAUCACACUCACAGCUGACGGCUGUGGGGCUGUCUUUGACGUGCCAGUCAAGGACAAGGACCUCUACCUGAAAGCGGCGGCGAGCAACGGGCUGUCGAACAUCCAGGUGGAGGAGGCCAAGACGCUUCCCGAGCUCAAGCAAGCUCCGAUGACCAGCAACAGCCUCUCUGCCAACCUCGUUGCACCACCACCCUUCUAG